Molecule: messenger RNA, 1917 nt
Organism: Caretta caretta (loggerhead turtle)
Lineage: Eukaryota; Metazoa; Chordata; Testudines; Cheloniidae
Source: RefSeq, a predicted model, not a curated record
UUGUGAAGAUAAAUUCAUUGAUGUUUGUGAAGCACCACAUACUAUUAUUAGGAAUACCAUAGAAUAGUAAUUAAUUUAAUAAUUCUGUUUUCUGAGCAGGUUUGACGGGUGUGCAGUAAAUAAGGUCUAGAGCCAUACAUGGAACAGUGAGGAGAAAACCAAAUAUUGAAUAGCUGCUUAUUAAGUGAUCAGUAUCCAUCCUCGGCACUGAAUCAGAGAAGGGUCGGUAGGAAAACAUAUAUGAUUGUGUAAUUAAAGACUGUUAUCAGAAGGCAUAUGCACAAAGAUAGUGCUAUUAUAAGGUGGGUGCAUAACUGGUUGGAAAAUCAUUCCUAGGGAGUAGUUAUCAGUGGUUCACAGUCACGCUGGAAGGGCAUAACGAGUGAGGUUCCACAGGGAUUGGUUCUGGGUCUGGUUCUGUUCAAUAUUUUCAUCAAUGAUUUAGAUAAUGGCAUAGAGAGUAUACUUAUAAAGUUUGUGGACGAUACCAAGCUGGAAGGGGUUGCAAGUGCUUUGGAAGUUAGGAUUAAAAUUCAAAAUGAUCUGGACAAACUGGUCUGGAGAAAUGGUCUGAAGUAAAUAGGAUGAAAUUCAAUAAGGACAAAUGCAAAAUACUCCACUUAGGAAGGAAUAAUCAGUUGCACGCGUACAAAAUGGGAAAUGACUGUCUGGGAAGGAGCACUGCAGAAAGGAAUCUGGGGGUCAUAGUGGAUCACAAGCUAAAUAUGAGUCAACAGUGUAUCGCUGUUGCAAAAAAAGCAAACAUCAUUGUGGGAUGUAUUAGCAGGAGUAUUGUAAGCAAGACACGAGAAGUAAUUCUCACACUCCAUGCUGAUUAGGUCUCAACUGGAGUACUGUGUCCAGUUCUGGGCGCCACAUUUCAGGAAAGAUGUGGACAAAUUGGAGAAAGUCCAGAGAAGAGCAACAAAAAUGAUGAAAGGUCUAGAAAACAUGACCUAUGAAAGAAGAUUGAAAACACUGGAUUUGUUUAGUCUGGAGAAGAGAAGACUGAGGUAUGUGCAGAACCUGGCUAAGAGACGGCAGCACAAGGACGAUUGUGAGGAGGAUGUGGACACAGACGUUCCUGAAAGCAUGGGAUGUGGCAACUGGGACAUCAUGGCAGCAGUGGGGCUGGUUGAUAAAGUGGAACGCCGAUUCUGGGCCCAGCAAACAAGCACAGACUGGUGGGACCGCAUAGUCUUUCAGGUAUGGGAUGAUUCCCAGUGGUUGCGAAACUUUCACAUACGUAAGGCCACUUUCCUGGAACUCUGUGAGUUGCUUUCCCCUUCCCUGAAGUGUAGGAAUACCAAGAUGAGAGCUGCCCUGACAGUUGAGAAGCAAGUGGCCAUAGCCCUGUGGAAGCUUGCAACACCUGACUGCUACCAGUCAGUCGGGAAUCAAUUUGGAGUUGGCAAAUCUACUGUGGGGACUGCAGUGAUUCAAGUAGCCAAUGCAAUCACUGACGUUCUGCUAUCAAGGGUAGUGACUCUGGGAAAUGUGCAGGUCAUAGUGGAUAGCUUUGCUGCAAUGGGUUUCCAUUACAGUGGGGUGAUAGGCGGAACCACCUUCCCAACCAGUACAUAAACCGCAAAGUGUACUUUUCAAUGGUGCUGCAAGCACUUGUAGAUCACAAGGGAUGUUUCACCGACAUCAACGUGGCAUGGCCAGGAAAGGUGCAUGACGCUCACAUCUUUAGAAACUCCGGGCUGUUUGAGCAACUGCAAGAAGGGAUUUACUUCCCAGACCAUAAAAUUACUGUUGGGGAUGUUGAAAUGCCAAUAGUUAUCCUUGGACCCACCCUACCACUUGCUCCCAUGGCUCAUGAAGUCAUACACAAGCAGCCUGCACAGUAAUAAGGAGCAGUUCAACUACAGGCUGAGCAAGUGCAGAAUGGCAGUAGAAUGUGUCUUUGGACGU